ACUGGCCACCAUGCUGGGCUCAGGGCUGAUCCUGGUGGCCAUACUGGCCUACCUGAGUGUCAUGGUCUUGGUGUUUGUCUGGAAGCAGAAAUUCAGGGGGAAACUCCCUCCAGGACCCACUCCUUUGCCUUACAUUGGGAAUUACCUGCAGCUGAAUACAAAAGACAUCUACAGCUCCAUCACAGAGCUCAGUGAGCACUACGGCCCCGUGUUCACCAUCUACCUGGGGCCUCGCCCCGUCGUGGUGCUCUAUGGAUACGAUGCAGUCAAGGAGGCUCUGGUGGACCAAGCGGAGGAGUUCAGUGGACGAGGCGAGCAGGCCACCUAUAACACACUCUUCAAAGACUAUGGUGUGGCGUUCAGCAGCGGGGAACGAGCCAAGCAACUCAGGCGCUUCUCUAUCGCGACACUGAGAGACUUCGGAGUGGGAAAGCGCGGUGUGGAGGAGCGUAUCCAGGAGGAGGCGGCCUAUUUGAUCAAGAUGUUACGGAGCACCCGCGGAGCACCCAUUGACCCUAACGACUACCUGAGCCAAACAGUCUCCAAUGUCAUUAGCUCCGUUGUCUUCGGGGACCGCUUCGACUACGAGGACAAAGAGUUCCUGGAACUGCUACACAUGAUGAAUGAGAUGAACAAAUUUGCAGCUUCUCCCGUAGGACAGCUCUAUGACAUGUUCCACUCAGUGAUGAAGUACCUGCCUGGACCACAGCAACAGAUCAUCAAGAAUACAAAGGAACUGGAAGACUUCAUGAUCAGGAAAGUGAAGCAGAACCAGAGCACCCUGGACCUCAACUCCGCACGGAACUUCAUUGACUCCUUUCUCAUCCACAUGCAUGAGGAGAAGAAGAACCCCACUUCCGAGUUCAACAUAAAGAACCUGGUGAUGACAUCACUGAACCUCUUCUUUGCUGGUUCUGAGACAGUCAGCUCCACGAUACGCUAUGGCUUCCUGCUGCUCAUGAAGUACCCAGAGGUGGAGGCCAAGGUCCAUGAGGAAAUUGACCGGGUGAUUGGCAGGAACCGACAGCCCCAGUUUGAGGACCGCAUGAAGAUGCCCUACACGGAGGCUGUCAUCAAUGAGAUCCAGAGAUUUGCUAAUCUUGCUCCCUUGGGCAUUCCUCGGAAGACUAUCAAGAACACCACAUUCCGUGGCUUCUUCCUCCCCAAGGACACUGACGUGUACCCCAUACUAGGUUCUCUGCUGACUGACCCAAAGUUCUUCACCAGUCCCAAACAUUUCAACCCCCAGAACUUCCUGGAUGACAGAGGGCAGCUGAAGAAGAUUGCUGCUUUUGUGCCCUUUUCCGUAGGAAAGCGGUUCUGUCUGGGGGACGGCCUGGCUAGGAUGGAGCUCUUUCUCUUCCUCACCACUAUCUUGCAGAACUUCCGCUUAAAGUUCCCAAAGAAGCUGGAAGACAUCGACGCGUCCCCCAAACCGUUAGGAUUUUCCAGGAUCAUACCACGUUACACCAUGAGCUUCCUGCCCAUCUGAUUCUGGAACCAACCAAGGUGGAGCAAAAUGGGGGUAGAGUCUGGAGUGAGGCCAGAGGCAGAGCGAAGGGAGAAGGUGAAAAUUGGGUUUAAGGGACCACAUGCCUGGAAGAAAAUUUAUGCACCUACUUAAAUUGGGAUGCUAAUAAAACGAAUAACACUC
Mesocricetus auratus (golden hamster) is the source of this 1654-nucleotide messenger RNA. RefSeq names its product cytochrome P450 2A9-like. NCBI's taxonomy places the organism in Eukaryota, Metazoa, Chordata, Mammalia, Rodentia, Cricetidae. Gene Ontology annotation, biological process: coumarin metabolic process; xenobiotic metabolic process. The record is from RefSeq and is marked provisional. Gene Ontology annotation, cellular component: intracellular membrane-bounded organelle; cytoplasm. Gene Ontology annotation, molecular function: iron ion binding; oxidoreductase activity, acting on paired donors, with incorporation or reduction of molecular oxygen, reduced flavin or flavoprotein as one donor, and incorporation of one atom of oxygen; heme binding.